CACUCCUCUCGCGACCACCAACCAGCGGCUUCCCGACGGUGGCGGCGCACGUGGGCGAGGCUGAGGGCUAGGGCGCGAGGCAAUGCAGAUGGCGGUGGCGGCGAGCACCGAGGCCCUGGCGGUUGCGGCCGCGGCGACGGCGAGGGCGCCUCAGCACCACCACAUCCCAUCGCAGCCGAGGUGGGUGGUCAUCCUGUACUCGCCGCUGCACGGUAUGGUGGCCGCCGCGCCGCCACCUCCCCCACCGCAGUUCGUCAAGCACUUCGCGCCGCCGGCACCGGUCACCCCGCCGCCGCAUCCACAACCGCAGCAGCAGCAGGCGACGGGCGGCCGGGGGUGGAUCCGGCGGCGGGAACAGGGACGAGAACCGAACGAGGGCUACGACGAUUUGGGCGCCGACGAUGAGGAGCAGCAGCAGGCAGCGGCGGCCGGGGGUGGCCCCAGCGGCGAGGUCCGGUCUCUUCUCCCCAGCUUGCUCCCCCGAUCCAACGGCGAGAUCCGGCGAGGUAGCAGCAUUUAAUAUGGGCAAAUCAGUCUUUAGUAAAAUGGCCAAACUUUACCAUGCAUCUAAAUACCAACUAGCAAAACUUCAAUGCCAAAUCUUUUGCCACCAAAACAUUUGCCAAAAAAUUUGCCAUAGCAAAUUGAUCUAAACAUGCCCUUAUUAUUCUUGGUCACCACGCUUUUUUACUUAGAUAAUGAUUAAAAUGGGAUGGAAGGAGUAAUAAAGCAUGUGGGAAUGAUUGCAUAAAGAUUGUGAUUGAUUGAAAAAAGAAAAUAUGUGAAAGAGAAUGGUUGUAA
This is a messenger RNA of Oryza sativa Japonica Group (Japanese rice), 801 nucleotides long. The record is from RefSeq and is a predicted model, not a curated record. Lineage: Eukaryota; Viridiplantae; Streptophyta; Magnoliopsida; Poales; Poaceae.